CGGAAGUUUAGGGGGCCAAGAAUUCUGCAAGUCGGACACGUGGGGUAGCGAACUUUGGUGAUCUUUGAGCGUUUUGAAGGCCACAAGAGUUGGGAGUUUUUUAGCUUCCUUAUCUGGAGUGUUUGGUGGAGCAAAAAUCGUCUGCACGAUGCACUUGUAUUUACUCUUUUCAUUGGGAUCAUAGUCAAAGGGCUGCAGCAUCACUGAAAAGGUCACGGUGGACCCUGGGUCGAUGAUCCCACUAUUGAGCCGCAAACAGCACUGCCGAGGUGCUGCAGUCUUCACUUUGAAACACACCUUCCUGUCUGACGGAUUUUGCAGUUUAAGCAUCUUAAAUAAUGGGUGACAUCCAGAACAAUUUUUUAAGAGUACAAGAUCUAAGGACGUGGAGUAAUCCUUAAGGAUGAAGCUGAAUCUUACCAAGGUAGUUAAUGGCUGUCGUCUAGGAAAAAUACAAAACUUAGGCAAAACAGGGGACCGCACCAUGGACAUUCCAGGCUGCCUUUUGUACACCAAGACUGGCUCUGCCCCACACCUGACUCAUCACACACUGCAUAAUAUCCAUGGGAUUCCUGCCAUGGCUCAGCUUACACUGUCAUCCCUGGCAGAACAUCAUGAAGUCUUGGCAGAAUAUAAGAAAGGAAUUGGAAACUUUAUAGGCAUGCCAGAAUCGCUGUCGUACUGCUCUCUGCACGAUCCAGUCAGCCCCUGUCCAGCUGGUUAUGUAACAAAUAAGUCUGUGUCUGUGUGGGGUGUUGGAGGACGAGUAGAAAUGACUGUUUCCAAGUUCAUGGCAAUUCAGCAAGCCCUUCAGCCAGACUGGUUCCAGUGCCUCUCAGAUGGAGAGGCAUCUUUCGAGGAAGCAACUUCCACAAAGAGGGCCAGAAAAUCUGUGGACCGAUCCCUCCUAUUCCUAGAUAGCUGCCUGCGGCUACAAGAAGAGUCAGAGGUCCUUCAGAAAAGUAUCAUCAUUGGAGUGAUUGAAGGUGGAGACGUGAUGGAGGAGAGGCUGAGGUCAGCACGAGAGACAGCCAAGCGGCCUGUAGGAGGCUUCCUUCUGGAUGGCUUCCAUGGGAAUCCAGCAACCCUGGAGACUAGACUGCACUUGCUGUCGUCGGUCACUGCAGAGCUCCCAGAGGACAAACCGAGGCUCAUUUGUGGUAUUAGCCGGCCAGAUGAAGUGCUUGAGUGUAUUGAAAGAGGAGUGGACUUAUUUGAGAGUUUUUUCCCUUAUCUAGUGACAGAGCGAGGAUGUGCCCUGACUUUCAGCUUUGAUUACCAGCCGAAUCCAGAAGAGACAUUAUUACAACAAAAUGGGGCACAAGAAGAAAUAAAAUCUGUGGAUCAAAUAGAGAAAAUUAAAACAACUGAUUGUAACCAAGAAGUGACAUCAUUUGAAAUUAAUCUGAAGGAAAAAAGGUAUCAGGAGGACUUUAACCCACUGGUGAGAGGGUGUUCCUGUUACUGCUGUAAAAAUCACACCCGUGCAUACAUCCACCAUCUGCUAGUGACCAAAGAACUUCUAGCUGGGGUCCUGCUUAUGAUGCACAAUUUUGAACACUACUUUGGAUUUUUCCAAUCCAUCCGGGAAGCACUAAAAAGUGACAGACUGGCACAGCUGAAAGAGCUCAUCAGCAGGCAAGCAUGUUAAGAACUGGCAAUACAAAUCUGCCUCUGCAUUGAGCUAAUACCACUGAUAUAACAUGGGAAGAAGAAAAGAAGAAACAAUCUUAGCUUGAAGCAUUUGAAUUUGGAAUAAAAUAUGUCAGAAUAAAGAAUGUCUGUCCCAAACUGCCCACAUGAGGGUGAAAAGAAGUCUUCUAAAGACUUAAAUGGCAUAGAUUGAUCCAAAAGAAUUGAACCAUGAUCUAUAAAGUUUCUAGGCCAAUUCUAUUAGUAGAUAGAGAUUCAUUUAGCCAAAGACAAAAACUAGAGGUGAGAAGACACCCUUGAAGAAGAGGAUGAGAUUCUAGGAAACACUGAGAUGAAUUGAGACCCAAGGGGAGAUGACGAUGCAUGAUUAGCAUAACCUCUGUGGACACAUGCCUAUUGACUGGGGAAAAAAUCUGGCCAAUUCUGUGGUUUUCUUAAUUUUGAUCCUCAGAAUCUGGGAGCUCUUUUGGAUAGUUUUGCCUUCCAUGCUGCCAUGGCAGUACAGUCACUGAGAAAGGUCUCUUGUGACUUAACCAUGCUUGCCUCUCCCCUGGAACAUGAGGUUCAAACAGUGCUCCUAUGAUCAUUGACCCAGGUCAUUCUCCUUCAUUUGGCCAGUGGGUCUAUUUGUCUUCCUAGAGCCAAUGUUCUUGCCUGUUAGAAUCCAAAAGUUUACCUAGCUGCUUUUGACUGGUCAUACAGAUCCACUGUGUUCUACCCUCCAGGUUCAUAAACAUUGUAAACUUGAAAUAACUAUAGCCCUGUCACUUGUGGAGAUUCAUUUCCAUUUUGUCCCCUUGGAUAAACCUGAUGGGCAUUAGAAGAUCAGUUUUAGUCCUACUUAGUGCAUUGGCUGGGAAAACCACUUAGCUCUCCGUGCCUGUUACCCCAUGAAUAAACAGGAAUAGGCGUAGUGGAUAGGAUUAUAUGAGCUUCUAAGAUUCUGCUAGCUUUAAAAUUUGAGGAACAACCAGGCAUGAUGGUGCACACUUGUAAUCCCAGCUACUCAGAAGACUGAAAGCAGGAAGAUUCCAAGUUAGAGACCAGCCUGGGCAACUUAGCAAGACCCUGGUUUAAAAUUAAAAGUAAAAAAAAAAAAAAAUAAGCUGGGAAUUAGAGCUCAGGGUUAGAGCACUUGCCUCACAUACAUGAUGCCCAAGAAAACAUUUUUUUUCCUGGAAAACAGGAAGUAUUGAAUCAGAGUACUAAACUUAUUAAUC
This is a messenger RNA of Sciurus carolinensis (gray squirrel), 2873 nucleotides long. It is a transcript of the gene Qtrt2, whose product is annotated as queuine tRNA-ribosyltransferase accessory subunit 2. The transcript has 11 exons. Gene Ontology annotation, molecular function: tRNA-guanosine(34) queuine transglycosylase activity. NCBI's taxonomy places the organism in Eukaryota, Metazoa, Chordata, Mammalia, Rodentia, Sciuridae. The record is from RefSeq and is a predicted model, not a curated record. The coding region runs from base 404 to 1651 and encodes 415 amino acids.